Messenger RNA from Triticum aestivum (bread wheat), 2045 nucleotides. RefSeq names its product putative F-box/LRR-repeat protein At4g13960. The transcript has 4 exons. Bases 16 to 1242 code for a protein of 408 amino acids. NCBI's taxonomy places the organism in Eukaryota, Viridiplantae, Streptophyta, Magnoliopsida, Poales, Poaceae. The record is from RefSeq and is a predicted model, not a curated record. Gene Ontology annotation, molecular function: protein binding.
CACACGUUCGACGGAAUGUCUGAGAAGCUCAACUACGAAGAAAACAUCCAAACGGAAGCGGCUGGUGGCGAGGACCGCAUCAGCGCCCUCCCGGACGAACUCCUCCAGUACGUGAUGUCGUUCCUGCUUUCCCGCGACGCCGUGCGGACAUGCGUGCUCGCUAGGCGCUGGCGCACGCUCUGGAAGUCCGUGCCCGCCCUACGCAUUGAUGACCCCGACAGCUACCACGGUGCUACGGGCUCCAGCACGUUUGUCGACGAGCUGCUUCGUCUCCGUGACCCAACGCCUCUGAAUGUAUGUGACAUCCGUUCUGGUUGUCAGGAGACUGCGAACACCAAUUGGGCCAAGGAGGCAUUCCGACACAUGGAACCAUGGCUCCUGUAUGCUUUAUCCUGUCAAGUUCCAGUGCUUCGGAUUUGUUUUCCCUGGCGGGUAAUCAACAUGACUCUUGUCUCAUCGCACUUGAAGAGGUUACAUCUUUACCGCAUGCGAUUUGAGGGAUGCUCUCUGGAUUUUUCGAGCUGUCAGGUGCUAGAGGUGUUAGAGAUGAAAGCUUGUCAUAUCCAUGUGAAUCUCUUGUCCCAGUCAUUACGAUUUCUUAAAAUUCACAACACGAGUUUUGGUUUUGAUCCCCGCACUCGUAUUUCUGCCCCAAAUCUCAUUGGCUUCAGACUAGCUCCAUUUUACGGUUUGGCUCCUUUGCUUGAUAGCAUGCCAUCACUGGUAGCAGCAUCUAUUACACUUGGAGAAAUGUGCGAGGAAAUGUGUUACUGUGGAAAUCUAUCAUGUGGGGGAUGCGAUGCUCAAGCCGGUAACAACGACUAUCAUGUGGCUCUCCAAGGUUUGUCAGGUGCUACGAAUUUGAAGUUGACAACAAUAUCUUAUCCGAUAAGGCUGUCUGUUUUGAGAAUGGAUUUGACAUGGCGCCCCAUGUUUAGGAAGCUAAAAAAGUUGUUGCUCAAUGAGUGGUGUGUGGCUGAUGAUUUCACUGGAUUGAUUUACUUUCUCCAGCACUCACCCAUUCUAGAGACACUGAUACUUCAGCUUGAUUUGCAAACUUUUGAGGAUUAUCAUUUGAACGAAAUUGAAGGAAGUUGUAACUCAAGGGAACAAUCAUUGCUAUCACAACAUCUCAAGGUAGUCAAAAUUAUAUGUGGCACGCAGGAAGAUGUGAUAGUUCACCGUAUUUCAAAGAUCCUAUGUGCCCAUGGAGUACCUUCUGAGCAAAUUGAGAUAGAAUAGACCUUCUGUUUGAUUGGUUCCAUUUCUAUUGGGUGGCGUUGUUUGGCUGGUCUACUUCGCCCUCCGUUCUUCGGUUUUCAUGGAUCUAGCUCCAUCAAGUUGCUGCUUUUCGUCUACUAGCUAAGUGUCUCAUUCCUAUGAACUCGCUCAUAUGUAAUUUGCUGGGUACUUUUUGCUCGGGUGCAGUAAGAACAUGUUGAAGUGUCGCCGUAGUCCUAGUGCACUUCUGCUCAUUUGCUGAACCGAGCGUGAGGCCUGAACCUAUUUUCCUGCUGAAGGCCUAUGUUUUGGUAAGAUGUUUCAGGGACCUGUCUAGGGUUGUUUCAGGAUUGUGCUAAUUAAUGUGUACGGUGUGAUUGUCUGGCUUCUUUCUGAACUUACCGUGUUGGUUCAGUGUGUUCGUGCACGACAAGUUACACAAACUCUGCAACACACAUAAAUUGAACCGCAACAUAUAGACAGAGGAUAGAAAAAACACAUGAGUUUUGUAAACUCAGUUCCCGAAAUGUUUGAAACUCUCAAGACGCAGAGCAUCGGCGGCCGUAGAAGGUGAAGCGCGUAGUGUGUGGGGGAGGGACUGAAGAAGCAUCGCUCUCAUCAUCCGUCGGCAAGCUGCUUGUGGAAUGGAGUAAAUUGUAAUAACAACCAUAAUUGUGAACCCUAAAUAAACAUAGCACGACAAUUUUUUUGGCAAAAGAAAAAUCCGGUUUUCUGUUGACAAUUUGCCGAAAGCACUGAUCGGUCGAUUAGCAGCACCUGACACUAAAUCUGAUGGGUGGCUCCCUCCAUAAGUGAUGAUGUGG